Molecule: messenger RNA, 3729 nt
Organism: Lobosporangium transversale
Lineage: Eukaryota; Fungi; Mortierellomycota; Mortierellomycetes; Mortierellales; Mortierellaceae
Exons: 3
Coding region: 1-3729 (1242 amino acids)
Biological process (GO): SCF-dependent proteasomal ubiquitin-dependent protein catabolic process
Cellular component (GO): SCF ubiquitin ligase complex
Molecular function (GO): protein binding
Source: RefSeq, a predicted model, not a curated record
AUGCUUCCAAAAACAAAGGCAUCUUUAGUGGCUAGUCGAUUACCACACGAACUACUCGUCAAAAUUUUUUAUAACUUGGAGCAACCACCUCAUCAUCGCUAUCAUUACUCUUCUUCCUCCUCUCUAUGCCCCGGCGCUGCUUCAACAUCCCUCACAUCGGGAUGCUCUGAUAUCCUUGCAUGCGCACUUGUUUGUCAAGACUGGUACUACGCUGCUAUGGAUACAUUAUGGCGAGAGGUCAAUCCUCCGAGUGUAGAAUCAUUUGUCUACUUUAGUAGAGUACUCAAUCCAACGUUCUUGUUUACAAAAGAGCCUUCUCUCCCUUCCCAGUACAAGGUUCAAUAUGUCAAUGGUUCGCCAACAAGAGCUGUUGCUAUGAAGCAGGAGCAGGAACAGGAGCAGGAACAGGAGCAGAAGCAGAAGCAGAAGCAGGAACAUGAGCAGGGUCAGGAUCAGGAGAGUGAUCGAUAUCAACAUAAAAAUCAGCAUCAACAAGGUCUUUUCAAAGGAAAGCAAAGAUCAUCUGAAUACAAAAACAGCAAGUCGGGUCCAUCUUUAUCCUCGACUACAAUGACGACCUUAUUUUCUUUGUCAUCUCUACAGCAUCCAUCCUCUCCAGGUCCUAUUGGUUAUGCGGGAAAGGGGUAUGUUCGGUCGUUUUCGCUUGCAGGGACAACAGAUUGCAGAACACCACGGCCUUUCCCCUACCUUCCAUCUUGUGUUAUGGAUCAUCACCUCAUCGCCAUAUCUGACUUUUUGACUCAUCUUACCUCGCUCUCAUUAUCUCAUUGUGCUGCGCUCACUGAUAUGGCUGUUAUCCAGAUGAUCACAGCAUCGUCACCAUAUCUUCAACAAAUCGACUUGACAGGGUGUCGACUCAUUACUAAUAUUACUGUCGAAGUCAUUGCGCAGUUGUGCGGGCAUCAAUUAGAAGAUCUAUCCUUACAAGGGUGUGGGAUGCUCACAGACGAUGCUAUUGAAAAGCUUACCAGGCACUGUACUCGCUUACAAAAGAUUAAUGUUGUACGAUGUCCACGACUUGGAGACCGAUCAUUGAUGGCAUUACUCCGGGCAUCGGGUCGAAUGACACAAUCAACCUCGUCGCUAUCAAAAAUUCGGACUAGGAGUGCAAGAUUGACAAAGUUAGGUAUUGCAGGUUGCCGUAGUAUCACUAUGAGUGGACUGAUGGCAAUUGCAGCCCAUCUAACCAUAGGAGGAUCGGAAAUAGAGGCAGAGACGCAACAGCAAGAAGAAGCUUUUUACAAUCAUUCAACGUCAUCACGAUCGCCACCGCCGCCGCUGUCGUCGUCCUUAGUAUCUCUGGAAUUCUCCUGUCCUGUUUUCAAGGUCGCAUCUAAAAACCAACAAACAGGACAUCCUGUGUUGGCCAAUGGGGCUUCGAUGCUCAAUAAUACCCGCAGCCAGGCAAGGAGGUUUUUCCAGACACUUCCUACAACAUUGAGGGAAAUUAUCAUACAUGAUGCCCAUAUGUUAAGUCAAGACGAUAUUAUCUGCCUUAUAGACAGGGUGGGACACAGCUUAAAGACUCUUCGACUUGAUAAUGCCAACUCGCUCAAUUCUGAAACAUUGGGCCACAUUCUGGCAACCUGUCCUGAAUUAACAAAUCUCUGCAUCCCGCGGGCUACUUGGUUAAAUGACGCCGGAGUAACUCAGCUCAUUCAAGCUAAAUGCGCACAGUCUCUUGUGGAGUUGGACAUCAGUGCCUGUCAUGCUUUAACGGACGAAUGCUUAAUCAAGUUAGCAACCGCAGACGCCUUUGACCAGCCUCACACUACCACUCUCUAUGACACUGCUAGCAUUAACUCCUCAUUCCCGUCAUCAAUACCCCCUUCCAUAUCGUUAUCAUCAUCUCCGCGAGCUUCUAAAGGAAAAGAAGUUCUUGUAGGAGCAUCGACGUCAACGGAUAUAUUUUUGAAUAACGUUUUUCCAAACCUUCAACGACUGAACUUAUCAUAUAACGACAAGUUGACAUUGGCCGGCAUCAUCCCGUUAGCGAUGUCAUUGAAAAACUUAUGUUCUCUGGAUGUAUCCUUUUGUGGUGAGGGCAUUACCAGGCCAUGGGAUUCAUCAUUAAAGCGCAUUAGAGCUGUUUUAGGCUCGGUAAGGGGUAGGUCUACUUAUGGCCAAUACGCCGAUAUCCUAAAGAAGGAAGAAGAGGGCUCAUCUUCAGAUAGUAGCUUAUCUGGAGACGAAGAGUCUUUAUACUCAUGGGAACUUUCGCAUCAACAGCAGGAGCAGCAACGAAAACACCAAGUUCAAAAACAAUAUAUGCUAUCGAGCGUUUCACUAAGAGCUCAGCAGUCCCUACCUGAAACCACGCAACAGCGCCUACAACUAACUCUAGUUUCUGCCGAAGCCAUUCCAUCAUCGGAAGCAGUACCAGUGCCAGUGUCGGUGCCAGUGCCAGUGCCGAGCCGCCGAGGUUUGGGACAUUAUGUAGGGCCGCUACUCAGUUGCCCUGAGACGGUUAGUAGUGUAUCUCUUGCUCCCGCGACUGCUCUUCAAUCGCUACAACAGGAUUUAACUCUGGGAAAUCACUCAACUCAGGGACAAGAGAGGGAAGAGGAGGAACACCAACAUGUCCGUCGUCGAUCAUCUGCAUCAUCAACGACCUCUACAUCCUCUAUAUCGUCAGCAUCAUCCAGCUCUUCUUCUUCUUCUUUAUCAUCGACGGCUCUCUCCACCUCCUCUUCUUCAUCGAGUGGUUGUAUACAUCCCGGAUCAUUUUCAUCAGUCUCAUCCUUGAAUUCUUCUUUAAAGAAUAAGCAGCUACAAUCACCAUCACCAAUUCAAGGGAGUCGAAGCCAAAAACAGCAACGUUUACAAAGAGCAUCAUUGUCCAGAGUAGCUCUAGUAAGCCGUUAUGAUGUUAUUGAAAGGGCUCCUCGCCAUGUAGGUUUACCUGUCAGCUUUUUUGCUGAUUCUUGGUUUACACCUCACCAUCAUCACCAACUUCAGGAGCUGCAGCAAAUACAACGGCGAGUACUAGAGGCGCAACUCAAUGCAGCAGCAAUAACCAUUCACCAUGUAGGAAAUAACCCAGGAGCACCAGUAGUAAUGAAUGGCGCUGGGGCAGAAGCAGGGGCAGGCACAGUUACAGUAGCAGAGGCUAUUGAUGGAAGCUCUACUGCUGUACCCAUACUUCCAACGGAGUAUAUGGACCAUCCUAUUAUGGGAGCACCUCGGAUUGGGGUAGCCACUAUGGGCUUUGGAGGUCGCGGUGGCCGCAUUGGCCGUGGUAUAGCAACCAAUAACCAAACAUUCAUACGGAACAAUUCUCGUCUUCAUCCUCGCCAACAACAACAACAACAGCAACAGCAGCAAAGAAUAGUAUCAUCCGAUGAUUUUGAGAUGCAAGAGUUGAGUGAGAAUUUUACUAGGAGCAUGCGUCUUGAGCCAAUAGCAGCAACAGAAAUGGAUGACACAGAGACUAUUACUAUGAAUGCUAUGGCAACUACUGCUGCUACUCCUACUCUACGUCGUCACCACCAUCGACAAUAUCAACAUCCACGCAUGCUACAACAUCGUGGUACCAUUUACAGUAGAGGAUCCCUCACUAGUAACAGCAAUAACAAUGACAAUAACAACAGUAGUAGUAGUAGUAGUGGUAGUAGUGGUAGCUAUAAUUGUGGCCACGCUUUCAUGGGGUACUGUGAAAUCUCUUCAUGGGGAUUAUCGAAAUUAAAAGAAGAAUGGAGUAGGAUUUGA